AUGCAACCGGCAACACUUCGACGACAUGGCCAGCGAGGGACAUACGAUUUGGAAUCGGUCAAGGACGUUUUCGAUAAUUGCUUCAUCGCUCACGUGUCUUACGUAGUAGAUGGUUUACCCGCCUGCAUGCCUAUGAUCGCGUUGAUAAUGGAUGACCCGGAAGCCGGCACGACGCGGUGUUCCGGCCUGGGGCAAGAGCAUGGCAACGGCGCCAAUGGGGGCCUCGUGAAUGGCGUCCAAAAAGAUGCUCAUGAAACUUUUGUUUACUUGCAUGGACAUCCAAGUGCGAAGCUCAUGGAGAUGGUUAGGAGGGCCAACAACAGCCCAAGUGAGGAUGUUGAGAGCACAACUGAGACCAACGGCCAGAUUGUGAAUAACUCUGUAGGGGAAGUAAAGGUUUGCAUCACUGCUACUAAAGUCGAUGGACUGGUUUUGUCCUCAGCGCCUAACGGGCAUACAUUCAAUUAUCGAUCAGCCACGAUUCACGGAACAUGCGAACCUGUGAGCUCUAAAAGUACGAAGCUUGCGGUCAUGCGCGCAGUCACACAGAAGAUUGUCGCCAAUCGAUGGGAGGAGGUGAACCCGGUAGCGUCGAUGCAGGUCAGCUUGGUCUAUGUUAUCAAGGUGCACAUUGAUGCUCUUUCUGUCAAGUCACGAUCAGGAAUCCCAGGGAUCCAGCCCAGGAACAAGGAAAAGGAUGGGCCAGACGUCCAAACCCCGCCGUGGACUGGGGUUAUUCCAUUAUGGGAGGAAUUGGGAGCUCCAGUAGACAGUGGACUGACCCCAAAUGUUGUGGUAUCUGAUAACCUUAAGGCAUACAUCGAGAGCCGGAACCAGAGGCAGCAAGCAUAUUCCAAGAGAGCUGCAAGUUCAUGA
Molecule: messenger RNA, 876 nt
Organism: Clonostachys solani
Lineage: Eukaryota; Fungi; Ascomycota; Sordariomycetes; Hypocreales; Bionectriaceae
Source: the annotation of a GenBank genome assembly